Molecule: messenger RNA, 1191 nt
Organism: Alternaria ethzedia
Lineage: Eukaryota; Fungi; Ascomycota; Dothideomycetes; Pleosporales; Pleosporaceae
Exons: 3
Coding region: 1-1191 (396 amino acids)
Biological process (GO): lipid metabolic process
Molecular function (GO): oxidoreductase activity
Source: RefSeq, a predicted model, not a curated record
AUGAGUGCAACCACAACCCAGACGCUCACCUCGCCGGACAUGGCACCGGUUGGAGAUGCCUCUGUGCCCGGAAUCAAGGCUCUUCGAGAAGCCAUCCCAGAAAAAUGCUUCGAACGCUCUCUUCUGAGAUCCCUUUCGUACGUUGCACGAGACCUCGUGGCGGUCAGCGCCUUGUUCUACUCUGCCGUCUGCUUGACACGUCUUGAGUCGUCUUGGGCCAUUCCGCUCUGGGUCCUCUACAGUUUUGUCCAAGGUCUGUUCUUCACAGGGCUUUGGAUUUUGGCCCACGAAUGUGGCCACGACUCCUUCUCAAGCCAUCUCCAAGUCAAUGCGGCAGUUGGUUGGGUCCUUCACAGCAUUCUUCUUGUCCCAUUCUUCUCGUGGAAGUUCAGCCAUUCCCGUCAUCACCGUUACGCAAACCACAUGGACAAGGACACCGUCUUCGUGCCCAACCGCAAGCCAACUUCCGAGUCAAAGGCCGAACCGAGCUUCUUGACACGCCUCGUGGACCACGACGCGGCGGAUACACCCAUCGUCAGUCUCUUCACUCUGGCGAUUCACCAGCUCUUCGGAUGGCCAGCCUACAUCCUGAUCAACGCAGGAGCUGGCGCACAAAGCCUUACCAGAGGCCGUCGAUCCACCGUGCCGACCUACAAGCAAAGCCAUCUCGAUCCCACUUCGCCCGUCUUCACUCGUCAAGAGCAGCCAUACGUCCUUCUAUCCAACGCAGGCAUCGUGGCCGUCUUUGCAGUCCUCUAUCAAGUCGCUCAGACCCUAGGCUACCGAAACACUUUCUUCUUGUACGGUCUUCCUUACCUCUGGAUGAACCAUUGGAUCGUCGCUAUCACUUAUCUCCACCACACGCACCCAGAAGCGCCUCAUUACGAAGAUGGGGCCUGGACUUACCAGAAGGGCGCCAUGUCCACUGUGGAUCGCGAAUUCGGCUUUAUUGGACGCCACAUCUUUCACGGCAUCAUUGAAUACCAUGUCGUGCAUCACAUCUUCCCGCGCAUUCCCUUCUAUCACUGCGAAGAGGCUACGUUUGCCAUUGCGCCGUUGCUUGGGGACAAGUACAUUGCGCAAAAGAAGACAUCUUUCCUCGCGGACCUAUGGGAAGCCUUCACUACUGCCAAGUACGUGGAAGCUCGCCCCUCGAGCGAGCCAGGAGUAGUGCAUUGGGCCAAGGCCUGA